Messenger RNA from Kickxella alabastrina, 606 nucleotides. RefSeq lists its product as uncharacterized. The transcript has a single exon. The record is from RefSeq and is a predicted model, not a curated record. NCBI's taxonomy places the organism in Eukaryota, Fungi, Kickxellomycota, Kickxellomycetes, Kickxellales, Kickxellaceae. Bases 1 to 606 code for a protein of 201 amino acids.
AUGCAAACAAGGUCUAUUAUAGCACUCAUAGCGACUACCGCCCUAGCACUCAGCGUGUCGUUCACAAAGGCUUACCCCAUCCCAGGCCAGAAGCAGCAAAAAGUAUUUGGAACUCACAACAAAAUUAGCCGGGCGCCAGCCAUGCAAAACGAAAUGUACAACCUGCCCUACACUUUUGACACGGACGCCACCGGCGCACCCGAGCUUAGCGACAUCCUCGCACAGGAAAAGAGCGCAACCAUCGCUCUGGAUGCCAUUCUGCGCAGCGAGCCCCUCGUGCGCGCGCUCAGCGGUGACUCUUCUGACUUUAAGGACGGGCUCACUCUGCUUUUGCCUACUAACAAAGCAUUCCAGAGCUUGGACUCGCUUCCUGACGACUUGGACUUGAUCAUGAAAAAGCACUUUAUUGCACACGUUGUCACCCCGCAAGCGAUGGCGGAUGGAGUAACCGUGCACUCAUACGGGCGGCUGGCCACUUUGAGAUUCUCAUCCUCCCAGGGCAAAGUAUACGUGCAGGCCGACCACAGAAAUCCAGUCGAGGUCAGGGGCGCUGGUGUGCAAGCAGGCGGCGGCAUUUAUUUCCUUGUCGACGAGCUGUUCCUCUGA